This is a messenger RNA of Fimicolochytrium jonesii, 2004 nucleotides long. RefSeq lists its product as uncharacterized. The transcript has 2 exons. Lineage: Eukaryota; Fungi; Chytridiomycota; Chytridiomycetes; Spizellomycetales; Powellomycetaceae. Bases 186 to 1901 code for a protein of 571 amino acids. The record is from RefSeq and is a predicted model, not a curated record.
UGCGUUACUCAACCGGAAAGCGGUGUGUUGCUCCCACUCCGACAAGCGUGCCAAGCGUCUAGGACUGGGAACACUGUUGAGCGAAGCCAGCCAUUGAAACGAACGCACAUUCCACUUCCUCUGGACACCAUUCUAGCCACUUGAACUCCCGCACAUAGCAGUAUUCCUACUUCUCCGGAAACGCAAUGGACUUCUCCGUAUCCCUCUCACAGCACGCGGCGGACAUUUCGUCGUUGCGCAAGUCGCUGUCGGACACGCUGGUUGGGUUGAGGCAGGAUAUGGAGUUUUCGAGGAGGGAGUUGCAUCAUUUGGGCGAGCUGCUGGUUGAUGAUGCCCUGCUGUACAGAUUUCUGAGAAAGCACAAGUUCAACAUUCAAGCCGCAUCGCAAGCAUUCCUAGAUCACGUCGACUGGCGGCUGCAAAACGAUCUUCCCAACUACUCGACAGCGUCACUCACCCCAAAGGCGUCACAACUAUGUCAUGAAGGGCUAUUCUACUUCUGGAAGACGGACGUCUACGGCCGCCCGCUCGCGAUCCUCAACCUCAAGCGGCUGGACGCAAAGGGGACGGAUUUGGAGGAUCUGCGGUCGCUGUUCAUCAUGCAGAUGGAGGUAGCGCGGCGGAUCGUGCAUUUCAACAACGACCAGGCGCAGAGAUUGGGUGGAGAGGACGCCGACAGACUGAACUACCAAGUUUCCGUAGUGGUGGAUCUCGACGGUGUCGGCCUCGGGAAUAUCAACUACGAGAUGAUACCACUCUUCCACGAUCUAUUCAGUCGGCAUUUCCCGCAGACGCUGGGCACCGUCUACGUCCUCAACUACGGGUGGUUCCACUCGGGCAUGUGGUCGCUGCUCAAGACGGCGCUCCCGGCGGACGCCUGCAAGAAACUGCAGUUCCUGUCCAAAUCCGAGCUUCAUAAACACGUCGACCCGUCAGACCUCCAACAACCCUUCGGCGGAUCCGACCCAACCCCUUUCACUUACGACACCUCCCCGAUCUACACUCAGUUCGCCCACCCAAACUACCACGUCGCCUCCCGUAGAGUGUUGGAGCAGCUCUCGGCUCUGGACGCCGAGGAUGAAGGGUACCAUGAAGACGAAGACGUGUGGUUCGACGCCAUCGAGCAGCCCAUGACCCCCGUCCGAUCCGCAGCCGAUCUCCAAUCAAUGCUCCGCGUCGCGUCGGGACGAAACCUCCACGGAAUGGUCCGCGUGGGCUCAUCGGCGCGUAUUGGGAACGGAGCCUCGAGCAAGUCGUUGAAAUCACUCGCGAGACCGGGCGCGCCUAACCUGCCGCCUGCGGGUGGCCUGAUGAUGCGUGCACUGCAGACGCCGCCUGUGACGACAACAGUGAUCGCCAACCCCUUCACAGCCGCCGUCGCCGCCGCCGCCGCGUCCCUCCACUCCCCAGCAUCCAAGCAACCCGGCCGCCGUCGCGCAAUCGUCAAGAAAACCCUCGUGAAAGCCGUUCAAACACCCGCGCAGCCUUUCAUCUCCUUCCUCUCCUUCCUCAUACCCGGCGGCGCCAGCAAAGCCCCCACCGAUAUCACAACCAGCCCGACGACUUCAUCAUCCUCAGUACAGCAAGCAGGCCGCAAACGUUCCAAAUUCGUCCUAACUCUCCUCUUCCUGUUCCUCCUGUACGGCGGCUGGAAAUCCAAAUCGAUGCGGAGGCUGUAUAUCGGGUGGAUACUCGGAUCCUCAUCCUCCGCCUUAUGCUACAAUCCAUCACUCACAUCGGCGGCGGCGGCGGCGGCUGCAGCAGGAGUCGGGGCGGGUGGGGGCGAUACGGCGGAGUUGUCGGUGGGGAGGAUGUUUGGGAAGGUGCUUGGAAAAAGGGAUGUGGGGGUUGUUGUUGAGCCGGCGUUUGUGACGGCUAUUGGGGGGGCGUUGGGGACGUGACGGUCGUGAUGGGUGAAACAAUAUCUUUGGAAGAAUCGACAAACCAACCCCCCAUCCGCAAAGACACUACUACCCCAAACCAAAACCACCCAGAUACCCAGUG